AUGGCAGAUCCUCGGUCCGUCGUACCCUACCAUGACCCGUAUGACAGCCCUAUUGACUAUGAACAUCUAAAUUUCAUGAAUGAUGCAAACCCAAGCCUUGCAGGUUUAUCCUCUGACAAUGAACCCACUCCAGCAAUUCCUGAAUCAUUCAGUGGCAGUGCAAACGCCAAUGCAAACAUUUUGGAUCCUAAUAACCCGUAUGAGGAUCCAAUGGCUUGGAAUUUUUAUUAUGAAAAUCUUAGAGUGCAAUCUCAUGAGGCUGGUCCGUCACAUCAGAAUCAGGGACAAAGUUCUUCUGGACCACUUCCUUAUACACCAUUUCCCAACGCGUCAUUUCCUGAUGGACAAACUUCAAAUGCAUCAGGAAGAAGUGAAGAGAUUUUCCUUGAUGAGAGGAAUAUUGCUAUUUGGCCACCUGAACCAGUCCCUUUUCAAUGCACUUGCUGUCAAGUUCUAAGAGAAAUAAUCCACACUGAUGGGAACUAUACUACAAAACUUGAGAUACAUGGGAGAAUGGGUAUCAUCUGUCAUGCUAUUCUUGAGAACCGGGAUUAUGUCAAGGCAAUCCACCCUCAAUAUUAUAUGUUUGAUUUCUGCAAGAAAAGCUUGGAGAAUGUGAAGGAAUUUCUGCAGAAGUAUUGCGACGAUAGAAGGCAGGCGGGCUUCAUUAUGGUCCAAGAUCCACACUCAUUCUUCUAUGAAGCCCUUUGUGUUGGAUACGAGUGGACUGACGAUAUGCAUUUUGAUGAAUUUCACGAUCCAUCCCCAUCAAAUUCAGGUUAG
Molecule: messenger RNA, 783 nt
Organism: Populus euphratica (Euphrates poplar)
Lineage: Eukaryota; Viridiplantae; Streptophyta; Magnoliopsida; Malpighiales; Salicaceae
Exons: 3
Coding region: 1-783 (260 amino acids)
Source: RefSeq, a predicted model, not a curated record